Molecule: messenger RNA, 8085 nt
Organism: Dreissena polymorpha
Lineage: Eukaryota; Metazoa; Mollusca; Bivalvia; Myida; Dreissenidae
Product: lysine-specific demethylase 7B-like
Exons: 22
Coding region: 114-3095 (993 amino acids)
Biological process (GO): regulation of transcription by RNA polymerase II; protein demethylation
Molecular function (GO): histone demethylase activity; transcription coregulator activity
Source: RefSeq, a predicted model, not a curated record
GGCGCCUGCGCGAGCGUCAUUUCCUUCAAAAUGUCAGACGAAGAUAGGGAUACGCUUUAUUGCAUUUGUAGGCAGCCUUAUAAUGAAAAUGAAUUUAUGAUUGAAUGUGAAGUAUGCAGCGAUUGGUUUCACGGGAGUUGUGUAGGCAUCUUGGAACAUCAAGCGCCAGACAUAGAAAUUUAUCACUGUCCCAAUUGUCAGAUAUCGCAUGGACCUUUGAAAUACAUUACAAAGAAGUGUGUUUUGCAGUGAAACAAAGAAGAAACUGGCAUCGCCAUGAUUACUCCGACAACGGGUCAACCAAGGCAGUUCAGACAGGCACAGUGAUAUUCAUAAAAGAGUUGAAAGGAAGAGCAUUUCCUUCGGCAGAUGAAAUUCCUAUCACACGAUUGCGAGGACAUCAACUCUGCAAGGAAUUCUUUCAGAAGAAUGGCUUUGAAGUGCCCAUUCUUAUUGACAGCAAGGAUGGCCUUGACCUGACAGUUCCUCCCCCCAACUUCACUGUUAGGGAUGUUGAGGACCAUGUAGGCUCCAUGAGGGAGAUUGACGUGAUAGAUGUAGCGCGGCAAGAGGACCACAAGAUGUUGAUGCGAGAGUGGACAGAGUAUUACAACAGCCCCAACAGGGACAAGAUCUUCAAUGUCAUCAGUCUGGAGUUCUCAAAGACCAAACUGUCAGACCGCGUGGAGGUGCCGCUGUGUGUACGGGACGUGAGCUGGGCCUGUAACGGGGUGUGGCCCGACCAGCUGCCCGAGGACUGCACGUACCGCAAGCCUGAGGUGCAGAAGUACUGCCUCAUGGGGGUCAAGGACAGCUUCACAGAUUUCCAUGUUGACUUUGGUGGCACCUCCGUCUGGUAUCAUGUGUUGAGGGGUGAGAAGGUGUUCUACCUGAUCCGCCCCACCAACGCCAAUCUGGGUCUCUAUGAGACCUGGCUGAACGCUUCCAACCAGAGCGAGCUCUUCUUUGGAGAUCAGGUUGACAAAUGCUACAAGUGUGUGGUGCGACAGGGCCAGACCGUGCUCCUGCCAUCAGGUUGGAUCCACGCGGUUUUCACCCCCAUUGACUCUCUGGUGUUCGGUGGAAACUUCCUUCAUGACUACAGUAUACCCAUGCAGUUAGAAGUUUAUGCGAUAGAGAAAAGAGUGAAAACUGCAGAGAAGUAUCUCUUUCCAAGCUAUGAGACAAUGAACUGGUAUGCUGCUAAACAUGUUUUGGAUACCAUGAGAGAUUAUUUGGAAGAAGGCAAGAAGCCUCCGGACUACAUUUUCGAGGGGGCCAAGGCGUUGGUGUACCAUCUACGCAGCUGGUCUCAACGGAAAGAUCUGAACCAGGUUCUUUUUGCAAAGAGCGCAAAACACGAUGUACCAGAGCACAUCCAAUAUGGCCGCCUGUUGAAGGAUCUUGGGAAGGAAGUAAAGACCUGUGAAGAAACCAUGGGUUCAAAAAUAUCCCAGAAGGCAACAAGUAAGUCGACAUCCCAGAUGGAUAGAAAACGCAGGAAGCAGAAGAAAAAGGACUCCACGAAGGGGAUUGAUGGGCUGGAUAUACUGGACCAGCAUACUCACAACAAACUCGUGGAAAUGGAGGAGGAACGCAAAAGCAUUUACAACUUUGACGAGGAGCAGAGUGACGUGUCCUCGCCUGGAAGUCGGGUACCAAAGAUCGGGGCCUACACGGAAUCAUCCGAGGGAGAAUCACCCGAGAAGUUCACCGCCAAUCGCUCAUUGCUCACACUCAAAGUGUCUAAUGGCAAAAUAGUUAGUGAGCGUAAGGCCAAGCAGGGAGAGUUCCAGCCGCUGGUGACCAGUGAGGACAGCGACUCGGAGGGCCUCGUUGUGGAUGAGAACCCAUCCAAGAGACGACCGUCAAGAGACUUUAAUAACCCUAAACUCAAGCUCAAAUUGUCCUUUCACCACCCACAAGGAUCAUCUGAUGUAAAAACUGAACAGAAGCCUUCAUUACUCGGGCCACAGAAGCCUUCAUUACUCGGGCCACAGAAGUCCCCUCCCCUGAAAAAGCCAUCGGCACUUGAGGGCCCUUCCUCCCCCCGAUCUCUCACUUCCCCACGCCAGCCUCUCACCCCCACCCCCCGCCACCCACCCUCCAAACAGACCUACACUGUCCCUCCAAUCUCAACAUUGCUGCCACCAAAAACAGAAGUGUCUCAAUUGACUGAUCUUGAUCUCAAGUCUAGACCGGUGAAACAGGAGUCUAAGCCAUCCUCAUUGGUGAAAAGUGACCUGACUUUGAGUGACAUUAUAAAGAACCAAUCAGCAUUGAACAGUUCUCUGUCCACGAUUGGGAAAGUCGAGCCACUCACACCAGGUAACCUCGAGUCCAGUGAUGAGCAGGAAGCGCGUAGGAAUAUCCCCACAAUUCGCGGCGGCCUGAAUGGAAGCAUAGCAGACAUCUUGGAGGCCAGUGGCUAUGGGACAGAGACAGCCUUCACUGUGGAUGAUGAUCCCGAGCGCGCCUCCUCUCCCAGCAUGCGUGAGGCUAUCCAGGGCAUGCUGUCCAUGAGUCGGGGAGGGCUGAGCGGCAUGCAACUGUUCUCCAGGGCAGAGAGCCGGCGCCAGGCAAUACGGUCACGCGGCGUGGGGCACCUUGCAGAGGAGGAUGAGGAAGAACAGCUCUCCAAGUGCUACCAGGACGAUGAAUACGUGUACCCCACACUGGAGAUGGAUGACGACGACCAGGACCAUGCGAUGAAGUCUCACAGCAAACACAGCAAGGAUCAGACCUGGAACCCUAAAGCACGUGUUCACAUCACUGUUCCCCUGGGUGAGAGGACACACAGGGAGGGUGUUGCCAAGGAGUCUGUGAAGAACAGUCUGGAGGCGUCAGCGGCCAAGAUAGCAGACCAACCAAAGGUGAAGAGGCAGUACAAGAAGAAGACUAAGCUAGACAUGGAUGCGGGGCCAUCCAGUUCAUUCCUGUCUCCUACCCAAUCCGGUUCUGCCUUCCGGCCCGGCAUCAAGUCACCCACACAUGGGGGAGAUAACCCUCUCAAACGUAAGAAACCCAAGAAGGGUGAAGCCACUGCCAAGCAGCGACUGGGCAAGAUCCUCAAAAUGCACAAGAUGAUGCAUUAACACUAGUCUCGCAAUGCCUGGAUCUUAGAUGAAAUUUGAGCAGCACCCUGGGGAAAAACACGGCUUAAUGCAUGUGCACAAAGUUUGCACAUGCUUAUCAGGGCCGACACAUUCUGCCUUGAUUUUCUUUUUGAAGAGACUAUCUUUAAAUGAAAUUUUACGUAAAAGUAGAAAUGGUUUUCUGUGAAUAGUCUGUACAGGCUACACAGGCUGGUCCAUGACGUUACUUUACACACUACAUUAAGCCUUGUUCUGUCAGAGGCUGGCUCUGUCAUAUUGUGUUUGGAUGACUUUUAGCAGGGAUUUGUUUUCAAAGUAUAAUAUAUUCUGAAUGUUUUGUGAGUGUGUUAGGAAAUGUUGCAAUGAAAUGAUGCAAUAACCUUUCAUCAGGCCAUUUGUUAAACACUGCUCUUGUUAAACCUCCUUAUAAGGGUAUUGAUUGUUUGUUGUAAUUGUAUUGUCUUUUUAGCUAUUUAAUUUAUUGCAUAUUGUGAUUUUACAUUUUAAAGAAAUUAUAUAUGUUACGUGUAAAAUUGUGCAUGUUUUGGAUUUAAAUAUCAAAUGAGUUACAUGUACCAGGUUAAUUAGUCUAUAAGAAUAAAAACCCUGUUAGACAUAAAAAAUAACAAAACAAGACGCAAACUUGUGAAAUAUUUCUGUUUUUCCAAAAAUGGUAAAUGAUAAUUUUAAAAUUGUGUUUUUGAAAAAUGUUGUUUUGUAAUUAUGUACAAAACAUCAUAAUCAUUUGUGAUUUAAUUCAUUUUAAAUUCUCAUUUUAAAUUCACACAUGUUUCUAACAUGAUCUCAAAGUUUAUUAGUGAUUAAAAUAAAUGUUCUCAAGAGGCAUUCUAACAGACAUUAAUUACAAAGGGCCAGUACAAUAAUUGUCAUUAAAUGCUUCGUUUUUGCUGAUUUUUUUUUUAAAUCGUGCACACUAAUUUGCUCAUUUAAUGUUUCAGCAGAAUGUGUGAUUUGCUGGAUCAAUCGCUUUUUUAAGCACUUUUUGUGUAUAGUUUUUGUAGUAUUUUCUUUUAUCCUAAAGCCAGUUAGACAAAACACAGCCUCAUUCCAUAUUACUAGAGUGCUAGACUACAACACUGAGGAUGGCAGGUUCGGUCACAUAGCAUAUGUAGGGGUUUGGUCAUCAAAUUAUUUAUACGUCAAUUCUUUUCUACCUCUUUUUCAAGUUGGGCAGUGUUCAGUCACUGGCAUAAGUAUGUGUACUUAUUACUGGUAAACUGGCUAUCCCAGGGAAGAGUGCAGGUAGCUAUACUAACUGCUGUUUAACACGGCAACAAAAUUAUCAAAAAACAAAACAAAUUCUAUAAUAUUAGAAGUCUGGCAUUUUUAAUUGUGAAUGUCCUUAAAUAACAUGGCUAAUGCAGUAAUUAGUUUUAAGUUAGUCACCUACAGGUGUAACUAGAUAAUUUAAGUAAUUUCACAAGUAACAAAAAGUACCAGACCUAGGUUACUUAAACUUCUGGAAAUAUUGUUCUUACACCAACAACAUGAACCCUGUAUUGGACUUCUUUUUUGUCUGACAAAGCUCUUGUGGUUUAUUACAGGUACAGUUCGUUAUAGUAUAAAUAGGUCAUUAAGUUCAUCUCUACUUUUGGCUUACAUUCUGUUCACAAUGCCAGUUCAGUGUUUGUGUCUGUCAAUCCAAUCCUGUUUGGGCUGUAACUCCAACAUUCAUAACACUUUUUCAAAAAUAACAACAAAUUGUCACCAUCUGGAGACGACGUGUCACAUUUUUUGACCCGUCCCUCUCUUGCUGGUUAAGGUCACAUUUUGAGGUCAAAUGUCAAAUCAUGAACUUGUAGAUUUCUUUUGUCAAUGCCUUCAGUUGUUGUUAUUUACGUUUGAAGGUAGAGAAAUUGAAGCAGACAAGAGGUUUUAAUUCCUGUACUACAUAGUGCAUAGUCUGAGUCCAAAUGUUUGUUUUUCUUUUGGUUCUAAGCUUUUAAAUGAUCUUUUAAUCAUCUGUUAAGUAAUUAAGUUGUUUUCAGGUGUUAAUUUGUUUUUGUUGUUGGGUACUGUUGUGUUAUUAGUAACAAAUCAAUAGUGUACAUAUAUAUAUAUAUAUAUAUAUAUAUAUAUACUUGUGCUUAUUAUAUUGCUCUAAGAAAUAUACUUUUUGGUAUCUUUAAACAGUAUUCUAAAGUCUGCACUUGGUCGUAUUAUUGUUGGUGGUAUUAUUGUACAUGAACAGUGCAAGUAAGUAUGUAUGAGAGAAAAAACAGAGCUGCAAUAGCCUCAUGUUUGUUCAUGGCUUGUAAGUGUUGUAAGUUUAUUUAGCUGCUAAAUGUGAUUACUAAAUGUUUUGUGAUUUUUUUCCAAAUAUUUCGUUUGUGUUGGUUUUAUUAUUGGCUGCGUUUGCUUUCUUGUCAAAGAAAGGAUGGUAAUUCAUUUGUUUGGUAACCAGAAAGUUGUUGACAUCUAUGUAGCCAUAGAUAGAAUUUAAAGCGAAUGUGGUGGCAUCCAUUUUCUAUGGAUACAAUCAUGUCUUAUUGUCUCUAAAUAUGCGUACAACACUAAUAUCUGUGUUAAGGAUUUCCCAAUAUUGUAAAUAUUUUAUGUACAUUAUUAAGAGUCAAAUCAAACAAAACAUAAUUAAAAUGAAAAACACCAUAUUUUCAGGCUUGUCUGGGGUCAUAUAGUUCUUCUGAAGUCUAAUUAUCAUCAAUAUUAAAUGUAUAAGAAAUUUAUUUUUUCUUGGGGCAUUUUUUUAUUUGUGCAUAGAGUUGGAUCAGAAAUACUGCUCAAUUACACGUUUAAUGAUGAAUAUAAUGCCUUUUACGUCAAUUACAGUCUUAGUUGCAAUAAAGCAAUACAAAUAUAUACAGAAACCAGUUGAUGUCAGUGUUUUCAACCCAAUUGUUUAAGUUGUUUUAUUUAAAAACAUUGUUUUUCAAGAAUUUUUGUUCAUGCGAAAUGUGUAUUUUAAUAGGAGCAUAAGCUGACAUUUUUCUGGCAUGAAAAAAUAUUCAUUUGUAGUUUUCACACAUGAGAAAGAGUUGUAAUUUUAAGCUUAUAUAAUAAGCAAUAUGACAGUAUGCCAUUUGUAACAUGCUUGCAUAGUGCACGUAUUUGAAACAAGUAGAUGUUGUGAUUUGUAAAUAUCAUGUGCAUUUGUACAUAGUUUCUUUAUAGUAUGUCAUCAAGUUUCAUAAUUUUGUAAAUUAUUGUUUAUAAAUCAUAGUCUUUUUUGUGUCAUCAUGUAAUUAAACAAGCCUAUAUGUAAAUACUUGCCCCUGUCAUCAAUCAGCCUGAUUCUAUCACAACAGUGUUAUUUCAAGCUUUGUAAAAAUGGGGCAGACAUUUAAAUUAUGUUGUUAACAAAUUCAAACGCAAGAUUUUUAGCUUCAUUUUUACUUCAUUAAUUGUAUUAUAGUAUUUAUAUUUAAUAUCAUUACCAAUAACAUUAAAAUCUAUCUGAUAAAUAAUCAUUCAAUUGCUUUUUCGCGAUGGCAGCUAUUCAUUUGUUUUAUCAUACACAGCAUUCAAAAUCCUAUAUGCAUUUGACCAGAGCUCCAGGUAAGGAUUUAGUCCAAAGGGUACUUCACCCCCUGAUAUUAUUGUUAAAGCGUAUUUCACUCCUUUGUUUCAGCCAUAAAGGGUAUUGAGGAAUAUUUAGGGGUAUUUUUCAUUCCAUAGAAAACUGAAAAAGUAAAUGGAGUGUUUAAUCUAGAAAUAUUAUUAUUUGUUAUUUUUAUUCAUGAUAUUAUUAAAUGCAAACAGAAUGAAUUUAAAAUGACAAUAUGAACAGACUUUCUUUAAAAAUAUUCCCGAUGGUCGCUUAAAACAUCCCUUUUUUGAUACACUAACAUGAUGGGCCGCCAAUUUUAUUACAAGCUUAUUUUGAUUGACUUACUUUUGAUUCAAAGGUUAACUUACACUAAAAAAUCAAUUGGAUUAUUGGUUAAACCAGUUACGCACUUUAAUCGAUUUAAAAUACGUACCAAGAUUUGUAUUGCAUUUUGUUACGUACUGGGACGAUUUUUAAUACCUUUUUUUAUUUGUUCAAUGCGUAAAUACGCCCCUUAUCUGGAGCUCUGCAUUUGACAGCAUGAUUCACAUUUUAAAAAGUGCAAGAAGUAAGUACCCCCGGUAAUCAUAUUUAAGCAUGCCUUUCCACAAGUGCAAAGACCUAUGUAAAGCUUUGGUAUGACUUUUUUAAUUUAAAACAUGUUUGUGUUCUAUAUUAAUUUCUAGAUUACCUGAAUGUUCAGACAAGUAGAAAAUAUCAUAUUUGAAAAUUAAGGCACAAGGGCAACCAUGUGUUAAAAUGCCCAAUGGAAAGGCCUGCACUGAUCUGAACGUAAUAUUUUUGGGCUGUGCUCUGUGAAAAGGGGGUUUAAUGCAUGUGCAUAAAAUGUCCUCCGAGAUAAGCCUGUGCAGUCCGCACAGGCUAAUCAGGGACGACACUUUCCGCUUUUAUGGUAUUUUCUGUUUAAAGAAAGUCUUUUCUUAGGAAAAAUCCAGUUUAGGCAGAAAGUGUCGUCCCUGAUUAGCCUGUGUGGACUGCACAGGCUAACCUGGGAGGGCACUUUACGCACAUGCAUUCAACCUCUUUUUCACAGAGCACGGCCCAUUUCAACAUUUUAGCUUCGCUCUAGGAACAAUGGCUUCGAUGCAUUUGUGUUAAUUAUCGUACUCAUAAUGGACGACACUUUCCACCUACAGUGGAUUUCGUUACAAGCGGACUUACUUUGACAUAGAAAUACCACGCAAGCAAAGUGUCGUGCCUGAUUAGCCUGUGCACACUGCAAAGGCUGGUCUGGGAUGAUACUUUACUCCCAUGCAUUAAGCCCGGCUUCCCACAGCAUGGAUAGUUUGUAUUUAUUGUGAGGCUUACAUUUAUUUUGUAUAUCACACAAGUUUUUAUUUAUUUUUGGGCCUAUUGGGUGCAUUCAUGCGCAUGUCAAACAUUUUGUACAAAAUCAACUUUGUAUAUACUCUUUUGUAAAAUAAAUCGAUUACAAACUAA